AUGACCACAGUGGAAUUGAAACCUAUUAGUAAGCAGAGUGAGGACACCCUAGACAUGCAGGUGGACAAGAAGACCCCUUCCCGGAAAGUCCCGAGUUUGUGCGCCAUACGCUACGGAAUAGCCUUGCUUGCACAUUUCGCCAACUUCACAUUUAUAGCGCAGAACUCCAUCAUAAGCAUCACUAUGGUCGCCAUGGUCAACAACACGGACCAAUCCCACCUCAACAGCUCCACCGAAGAGCUUCCUGGCGAUUUGAAUGGUGACCAACAUGAAGCCUCAACGCAUCUUUCUGCAAAGGCCCCUGUGUAUAAUUGGAGUCCUCAAACUCAAGGAAUCAUCUUCAGCUCUGUCCAAUAUGGCAUGAUGCUGAUGCAGGGACCUGGUGGAUUCUUGGCCGGGAAGAUAGGAACAAAGAAAGUGGUCGGAAUUGCUCUGCUUGGCUCUUCGCUGCUCACUCUCUGCAUUCCACCGGCUGCCAAUCUUGGACUAGGUUUUCUCCUGGCAGCACGAGCAGUCCAGGGCUUUACCCAGGGCGCUGGCUAUGGGGGUCAGUUUGCACUCUGGCAGAGAUGGGCUCCUCCACAGGAGCGCAGUCGGCUCUGCAGCAUUGCUCUCUCAGGAAUGGUAUUGGGAAUCUUUGUUGUCCUCCUUGUUGGUGGUGUCAUUAUCCAAGCCCUUGGAUGGCCCUUUGUCUUCUAUAUCUUUGGAGGUUUUGGCUGUGGCUGCUCCCUUCUCUGGUUCAUUCUGGUUUAUGAUGACCCUGCCUCUCACCCAUGGAUAAGCAGUUCAGAGAAAGAAUACAUCUUAUCCUCCCUUCACCAACAGAUCAGUUCAGAAGAGCAAUCACUUCCCAUCAAAGCCAUGCUCAAAUCUCUGCCACUCUGGACCAUGUGUCUUGGCACUACGACCCACCAGUGGCUUGUUAACACCUAUAUAGUAUACAUCCCAACCUACAUCAGUUAUGUGUUCAAAAUUAACAUCAGAGACAAUGGGUUCCUGUCUUCUCUUCCCUUUUUCAUUGGCUGGAUUGUUGGCAUCCUGGGAGGCCUGCUAGCUGACUUUCUUCUGAGCAAGAAUUUUAGGCUCGUAACUGUAAGGAAAAUCCUCACAGUUUUAGGAAAUCUUCCCUCAGCAGCCCUCAUUGUGUCUCUGCCCUACAUCCAGUUCAGCUAUGUCACAACAAUUGCAUUUCUGACACUUUCCUGUGGGCUAGCCCCUCUGUGUCAGUCCGGAAUCUAUAUCAAUGCUUUAGACCUUGCCCCAAGGUAUGCCAGCCUUCUCAUGGGAACAUCAAGAGGAUUGGCACAUUCAUCCGCUGUGCUGGUACCCCUUAUUGGUGGCUUUUUCCUUGAUCAGGACCCUGACCUCGGAUGGAGGAAUUUCUUUUUCUUAUUGUUUGCCGUUAGCCAGUGUGGCUUAAUCAUCUACCUCGUGUUUGGAAAAGCAGAAGUCCAAGAAUGGGCUAAGGAGAGGAUGAUGAGCCGUUUGUGA
Chionomys nivalis (European snow vole) is the source of this 1491-nucleotide messenger RNA. It is a transcript of the gene Slc17a3, whose product is annotated as solute carrier family 17 member 3. The record is from RefSeq and is a predicted model, not a curated record. NCBI's taxonomy places the organism in Eukaryota, Metazoa, Chordata, Mammalia, Rodentia, Cricetidae. Gene Ontology annotation, molecular function: voltage-gated monoatomic anion channel activity; xenobiotic transmembrane transporter activity; toxin transmembrane transporter activity. Bases 1 to 1491 code for a protein of 496 amino acids. The transcript has 11 exons. Gene Ontology annotation, biological process: monoatomic anion transport; urate transport; transmembrane transport.